Molecule: messenger RNA, 2510 nt
Organism: Syngnathoides biaculeatus (alligator pipefish)
Lineage: Eukaryota; Metazoa; Chordata; Actinopteri; Syngnathiformes; Syngnathidae
Gene: fermt1
Product: FERM domain containing kindlin 1
Exons: 17
Coding region: 161-2296 (711 amino acids)
Biological process (GO): integrin-mediated signaling pathway; cell-matrix adhesion
Cellular component (GO): focal adhesion
Molecular function (GO): integrin binding
Source: RefSeq, a predicted model, not a curated record
UUUUAAAGUCGUAAAUCACAACGAUAAUUGAUGGAAUCGAGCUAACAUGCUAACUGAGUGCUACAACCUGCUUUUACGCUACUUAAGAGGCAGAAAGACAGCCGCUAACUCUAAAUGUUUUCAUCAUAACUAAAACAGCUGGGGGCCAGGCAACGCGAAGAUGGACGACCACUUCUGUUAUCUGACUCACCUGGCGGUUAGGGGGCGCGGCUUCCAUCUCCGACGAGCUCUCGUUCUCACUCGCUUCCUCACCCCACUUCUCACGAGAACUCCACCGGGAGUGCCACACAUUCCCAAAUCCAGAGCCAUGAUCACAGCGGCCGAGUACGGGGAGACGUCGUGGGAGCUGCAGGUGCACGUGGACCAAAAAGACGGCGAUGAGUCCAUGCGCUUCAAACUGCGCGUGAAAGGCGACCUGCACAUCGGAGGCCUCAUGCUGAAGCUGGUGGAGAAAAUCAAGGCUCCCCAGGACUGGUCUGAUCACGCACUGUGGUGGGAGCAGAGGAAAUGCUGGCUGCUCAAGACCCACUGGACCUUGGACAAGUAUGGAAUUCAGGCUGAUGCAGACCUGCGCUACACCCCCCAACACAAACCCAUGCUGUUGCAGCUCCCCAACAUGAAAACCAUCAAAAUGACCGUCAGCUUCUCCUGCAUGGUCUUCAAGGCAGUGGCGGAGAUCUGUCAAAUCCUCAACAUCAGGCGGCCUGAGGAACUGUCCCUGCUCCAGCCUCCUGACGAUCACUCCAAAAAGAAGAAAAACAGGGGCAAGAAUUCUCCGUUGGAGGACAUCUGGGACAUUGAUUUAGUCAGCGGCGGGGGCUCAGCAACAACGUACAAGACCAUGACGGCCACUUACGACCCCGAGAACGGGAUGCCGGUGUCCGCCACUAGCCUAUGGUUCGGGGAGAACCCCCUCGCCGACUCCCAGCCCAACCUGCCUCCUGCCGAGCUGGCCAAGAUCUACCAGCCUCUGUCCCUGGAGGACAAAGCCAUCAGAAAUGCCGGUUGGCUGGACUCUUCGCGCUCGCUCAUGGAGCAGGACAUUCAAGACAAUGACAAGCUGUUACUACGCUUUAAGUACAACGUCUUCUUUGACCUUAACCCCAAAUAUGACGCCGUGAGGAUAACGCAGCUGUACGAGCAGGCUCGCUGGGCCAUCCUGCUGGAGGAGAUCGACUGCACCGAGGAGGAGAUGCUCAUGUUUGCUUCACUUCAGUAUCACAUCUGUAAACUGACCAUGUCCAGUGAGCCCCUGGACCAUUCCAAAGAGCAAGAAAUCGAUGAAGUAGAAGCCGCCCUUUCAAACCUGGAGGUGACACUUGAAGGCGGCGUCUCGGACAGAAUUCUGGAAGAUAUUACAGACAUUCCCGAACUGGCAGAUUCCCUCCGACUCUUCCGACCAAAAAGACUGACGCUUCGGCCUUACAAAGAGUAUUGGUUUGUAUUCAAGGACACCACCAUCUCCUAUUACAAGAACAAAGAGGCCGCUGUGGGAGAACCCAUAGAGCAGUUUCACCUACGAGGCUGUGAAAUCGUCCCUGACGUUAACGUCACGGACAAGAAGUUCGGCAUCAAGCUCCUCCUGCCAGUGGCGGAUGGGAUGAACGAGGUGUACAUCCGUUGCGACAACGAGACCCAGUACGCCAAGUGGAAGGCGGCAUGCAUCCUGGCCUCCAAGGGCAAGACCAUGGCGUACAGCUCGUACAAGUCCGAAGUGCGCAGCAUCCAGUCCUUCUUACAGAUGAAGAGCCUGGCGCCGCCUCCCGGUCAGGCGGCGCCCGACCUGGACGCCAUGGACAUGAACGCCGAGUGUUUCGUGUCCCCGCGCUACGCCAAGAAGCACAAGACCAAGCAGCUCACAGCACGUAUCCUGGAGGCCCACCAGAACAUAGCGCGUCUGUCCCUCAUGGAUGCCAAGAUGCGGUUUAUCCAGGCCUGGCAGUCUCUUCCGGAGUUUGGCAUCAACUACUACAUUGUCAGGUUCAGGGGGAGCAAGAAAGACGAGAUCCUCGGCAUCUCGUACAACCGCCUGAUCCGUCUGGACAUGUCCACCUGCCUGCCCGUCACCACGUGGAGGUUCGCCAACAUGAAGCAGUGGAACGUCAACUGGGAGAUAAGACAAGUGACCAUCGAGUUUGACCAGAACGUGACCAUCGCUUUCUGCUGCCUGAGCUGUGACUGCAAGGUGGUGCACGAGUUCAUCGGCGGCUACAUUUUCCUCUCGACGCGGUCCAAAGAUCAGAACGAGACCCUAGAUGAAGAACUGUUCCACAAACUGACGGGAGGCCAAGAAUGACAGAAUUCAUUUUCAUUUAGUCAUGAUGCAGUUAUACUCUUUAUUGAGGGAAAAAAAAAUCCCACUGGUUUACAGUCAAAGAACUCAACAUGGCAACGAUGUCAUGAAUUGUGUGCUCAUUAUUUAUCAUUUUGUAAACUUUUUCAGCAUUUUGAUCUGCAUUGAGGCCAAGCCCUGGUGUUGUUUUUGUAAAUAAUUUUGCCCUCAAACUUGG